AUGACACAUUACGACGACCGUACAUCUGUUGCUGACCUUGUCGGUAACACACCAUUGGUAGAGCUUUCAAAGCUUCCUAAGGCACUAGGAAUCAAGCCCAAAGUGUAUGCAAAACUAGAACUGUACAAUCCCGGUGGCUCGAUCAAAGACCGUAUUGCCAAGUCCAUGAUCGAGGAUGCUGAGGCGUCUGGCAGAAUUCAUCCUUCAAGAACCACUUUGAUCGAACCCACUUCAGGUAACACAGGUAUCGGCUUGGCCCUGAUGGGUGCUGUCAAAGGUUACAGAACGAUUAUCACUUUGCCUGAAAAAAUGUCCAACGAAAAAGUCUCGGUGCUCAAAGCUUUGGGUGCUGAAAUCAUCAGAACUCCUACCGCUGCCGCUUGGGAUUCACCAGAGUCGCACAUCGGUGUGGCCAAGAAACUGGAGCAGGAAAUCCCAGAUGCUGUCAUCCUGGACCAGUACAACAAUCUGAAAAACCCAGAUGCCCACUAUUUCGGCACAGGUAAAGAAAUCCACAAGCAAUUGGAGCAACUCGAGCUAUUCGACAAGCUCCACAGUGUUUUUGCCGGUGCAGGAACCGGUGGUACCAUCAGUGGUAUCGCCAAGUAUCUCAAGGAACAGCGUUCUGAUGUACAAAUCGUGGGGGCUGAUCCUGAGGGCUCUAUCCUUGCUCAGCCAGAAUCACUCAAUGCCACGGAAGAAGCUGAAUACAAGGUCGAAGGUAUUGGCUAUGACUUUGUUCCCAAAGUGUUGAACCGCAACUUGGUCGACGUUUGGUUCAAGACCAAUGACCUUGACGCCUUCAGAUACGCCCGUCAGCUAAUUUCUAAUGAAGGUCUACUCGUAGGCGGUUCCAGUGGAAGUGCUUUUGCCGCUAUGAUGGACUACAGCAAACAACACCCCGAGCUUACCGAAGAUGAUGUAUUUGUUAUCAUCUUGCCCGACUCGAUUCGUUCAUACUUGACCAAAUUUGCUGACGACGAAUGGCUAAAGAAGAACAACUUGUGGGAUGACGAUAUUCUUAAGCCUUUAGGAAGAAGUCAAAACGACACAUUCAAGGGUGCAACCGUCAAGACCCUAAACUUGAAGCCAGUGGUGUCCGUGAAGGAAGACGCACCUAUCUCCGAAGUUGUCAAAAUUCUGACAGAUAACGGCUUCGAUCAAUUACCUGUAUUGACCGAAGACGGCAAGUUGUGUGGCCUAGUGACGCUCUCGCAACUGUUGAAGAAGCUCUCUUCGGGCGAAGCCGUGAAAAGUAUUCAAAAGCUGUUUUUCGAUUUCAGAAGGCUCAACAACUUCGAUGAAGUUUCUUCUUACAAUGAAAACAAGUCUGGUAAAAAGAAGUUCGUCGAUUUCACAGUUGACAGCAAGCUAUCUCAGUUGAACCAAUUUUUCGAAAAGAAUUCAUCUGCCGUUAUCACUGACGGCCUCACUCCAGUGCACAUCGUUACGAAGAUGGACUUGCUAGAGUAUUUGACUAAAAAGGUGUAG
Lachancea lanzarotensis is the source of this 1491-nucleotide messenger RNA. It is a transcript of the gene CYS4, whose product is annotated as LALA0S08e06238g1_1. Bases 1 to 1491 code for a protein of 496 amino acids. Gene Ontology annotation, molecular function: cysteine synthase activity; cystathionine beta-synthase activity. Gene Ontology annotation, cellular component: cytoplasm. The record is from RefSeq and is a predicted model, not a curated record. The transcript has a single exon. Lineage: Eukaryota; Fungi; Ascomycota; Saccharomycetes; Saccharomycetales; Saccharomycetaceae.